GUUCUGGUUAUAAAUUUGAUCUCUGAUUCUACUUACUAGGGAGGGGAAUGCAAAACGAUUUGGUGGAUCCAUCGAUAUCGCCUGGUGCUACACCUCAUGUGGCGCAACAUGUAACGGUUCCAUCUCAACCCAUGUCAGGACCUUUGUCCCAAACACCUUCCACGUCUAAUGUAGAACAAGAACAACCGGAUCCGAAUCGAGCACGUAAGGUGGCUGAGGUAUUUCUUACCGCUGGUCAUGCCUUCCAAAAGUUGGGCGAUUUAGCCAUGCAGCUGCAAAUGGGUCCGUCGUCUAUACCUACUGAAGAAAGGUGGAGCGAAAACAAUGUUGAACACUUGCGUGAAGCUCUCACUAGAUUUGCUCAUGAGCUUGAUCAAAUAAGCAAUAACGUACAAGCACGAACGACCAAGAUGAUUAGCACCGAUAUUCGACGGCGGCACCUGAUGCCACAGCGACCGCUAGCUUCGUCAAUAUCAGCAAUGAAACGUCAACCAGCCAAGCUUGGUCCAGUUAUCGUACCGAAAAGACUGAAUGUAACUAGGCCUCGGCAAUAUAUGCCAGCUCGUCUGUCCACCACACCAGGCAUAUCGCAAGUUGUUGUGCCAACGACAAAGACUUAUCCAAUGGCUAGAGCUGGCACGUCUACUUUUGGUGGUCAACAUGUCGAACAUGGUCUCACACCAGGGUCCUCCCACUUUGGUGCCAGUAAUGCUGGACGAUGCACCGCCACGUUUGGAUCAACGAAUUUGAUCCAAGCUUGUUUUGGCUGA
Cylicocyclus nassatus is the source of this 770-nucleotide messenger RNA. The record is from the annotation of a GenBank genome assembly. NCBI's taxonomy places the organism in Eukaryota, Metazoa, Nematoda, Chromadorea, Rhabditida, Strongylidae.